UUCUGGCACAGGAUGAAGCGAGAGCCCAUCAUCUGACUUCUCGAGCUGGUUACAUUAAUUACAUAAUAAUCAUUAUGUGGUUAUCAUUCCAGAAUCACUGAUUGGAUUCCAGAUGUGUCUGGUUCCCAAAUCUUUCCACUACCCACUUCCUGGGCAUCCAGUUUGACCCACCAUGGAGUCUAUAGCCUGUAACAGAUCAGAGGACUCUUCAACCAUCUUCUACCUUAUGGGCAUCCCCUCUCUGCCAAAACCCCUCUUCCUCCCUGUGUUUUUCGUUUUUGUCCUUCUCUACCUGCUCAUCCUGGCGGGGAACACCCUGAUCCUGGUGGCUGUAGUGGCAGAGCCCAGCCUCCACAAGCCCAUGUACUUCUUCCUGGUCAACCUCUCAGCCCUGGACAUCCUUUUCACCACAACCACUAUCCCCAAGAUGCUGUCCCUACUCUUAUUUGGGGACCGCUUCCUCAGUUUCCCCACCUGCUUCCUGCAGAUGUACCUCUUUCACAGCUUCUCCUGCUCUGAAGCCUUCAUCCUGGUGGUCAUGGCCUAUGACCGCUACGUGGCUAUCUGCCGCCCGCUGCACUACCCUGUGCACAUGACCCCCUGGACCAAUGCUGCGCUGGCCGCCGGUGCCUGGAUCACUGCCCUCCUCCUGCCCAUCCCGGCUGUGGUGCAGACCUCCCACAUGGCUUUUGACAAUAUUGCUCACAUCUAUCACUGCUUCUGUGACCAUCUGGCUGUGGUCCAGGCCUCCUGCUCUGACACCACACCCCAGACCUUCUUGGGCUUCUGCAUCGCCAUGGUGGUGUCCUUCCUGCCCCUUCUCCUGGUGCUUAUUUCCUACGCCCACAUCCUGGCCGCGGUGCUUUGCAUCAGCUCCCGAGAAGGACGCUCAAAGGCCUUCUCCACCUGCAGCUCCCACCUCCUGGUGGUUGGGACCUACUACUCAUCCAUCGCCAUUGCCUAUGUGGCCUACAGGGCUGACCUGCCUCUCGACUUCCACAUCAUGGGCAAUGUGGUAUAUGCUAUUCUCACACCUGUCCUCAACCCUCUAAUCUACACACUGAGAAAUAAGGAUGUCAAAGCAGCUAUUACCAAAAUAGCAUGUCCCCAGGACUCAAAGAUGGCUGGGAAACAUUGAUUUAUGGGUGUAUCAUGAUCUACUCACAAACACUAAAAA
Manis pentadactyla (Chinese pangolin) is the source of this 1177-nucleotide messenger RNA. RefSeq names its product olfactory receptor 2AT4-like. Lineage: Eukaryota; Metazoa; Chordata; Mammalia; Pholidota; Manidae. The coding region runs from base 173 to 1138 and encodes 321 amino acids. Gene Ontology annotation, molecular function: olfactory receptor activity; G protein-coupled receptor activity. The transcript has a single exon. The record is from RefSeq and is a predicted model, not a curated record. Gene Ontology annotation, biological process: G protein-coupled receptor signaling pathway. Gene Ontology annotation, cellular component: membrane.